AUGUCUUCGUCGCUGAACAAAGACGAACUGACGAUAAGCACAGAGAUUGAGGACCACGACUCUUAUCCGCACGCGAUGCAAAUGAUUUCCGUUACCGCCAGACAUUCCAAACACGAAACUGUUGCCUCAUUAGUGGCAUGGCGGCUCGUUCGGUCGCGCUUUGGCGACGGUUUCCUGCAAAUGCUUGACGAGGACCACGAAGAGCUCCACCAGUUCUCGACUACACUCUUUGACAAGUAUGGCCGCGUUCAGCAACAUCUAAUCGAGCCAGGAUACCACAGCGGAAGUGGGUGUUGGGGAAAGGAGUUGAACGUUGGCAACUUGUUCUACAUCUUCUCGGUCUCUGUGAAGGAGCCCUUUUCGUGGUCAAGGAAUAGGCUCGUGGAUCCUCGACAAGUUCCUGCAUUCGGACAAUAUCCAAGAACAGGACAUCGUAACUUGCUGGCCGUCGCCCAUGGAAUCACUUCCGUCGCAUUGGACGCACUGUUUUUUUUCGGCUAUUCGUCAAACAACAACCACCCAUCUCGUCGUAUCCCCGUUGAAGAAGAUGUUCCAGCACUGGAUGACAACUACGGCGCCGUCCCCGACCCUGACAGAACGAGACUCGAAUUUCCGCUGCAUGCUGCUAUCCAUGACAAAUCAAGCCAGGUCGCCGAUACGAUUCAGUCCUACUAUGACAACGAUCCAUCCAGUGUCCAUGCAUCUGACGCGAAUGGCUUCACUCCCCUUCAUAUUGCAGCGGGACGAGCUAAUGUUGUCGCGGUCCGCAAGCUUCUGAGCUGGGACAUGCGUGCAGACCUUGUGAAUGUAGGGAAUGUGAACGGUGUGACCCCUCUGGAAUUGCUGAAGCUGACCAUGCGCUCCGACCGCGACUUUUCGGAGACGAUCCUGGAUAACUGGAAAGGGUACUCGGUCGAUUCGCUUGAAGCAGAGUUUCUACUCAAACAAGGGAUGGGUUUGCCGGUCGAAGGCACGCUUGAACGGCAUAUCGAGAAGAGCCGGUAUGGCUGCACUUGUGGCGGAUGUAUAGGCGGCUGGAUGUCACCUCGCAUGCGUUUUCAGUUGAUGUGCCAAGCGGGUUAUGCGAAAGAUGUGAUGCCAGACCAAUACCGCAGUUUCAAGCGCGGCCAGCCUGCCGACCUCGAUGACUGCCUCCUCAUGUACUCCGAGUAUAUUCCCCGUCGCUUCCAGUCUGACUUCUUCCUCUCGUUCUACAAGGGCUACUGUGAGCUGUUCAGCAUCGUAUACGACCUUCUCGAGUCCACGCCCGAAAUACUCUCGGCGGCGGCUGUCGGCGCCCGUUUCUUGUUCAACUCCGGUUUCUAUUUCCAAAAGGGCGGUAGAGUCGAGUUUGUUUUCGACGCCAUAACCGAUGCGGCCUACCAGCAGUCUGCGCUCGGCGACGGCGAGCACGAAAACACGUUUGAGGAUAACGAGAGCUGGACGGGCCUCCCGACUUGCGCCAACGAUCUCGAGUUCCGUUUGGUCCGUUCGAUGCUGGGCUUGAAUCCAAGAGAGGAGUGGGGCCCUUAUAAUGGCGAUAGCGGCCAUUUCGAUUCUGAUUCUGACUGGUAA
Molecule: messenger RNA, 1575 nt
Organism: Mycena indigotica
Lineage: Eukaryota; Fungi; Basidiomycota; Agaricomycetes; Agaricales; Mycenaceae
Product: Ankyrin repeat family protein
Exons: 4
Coding region: 1-1575 (524 amino acids)
Molecular function (GO): protein binding
Source: RefSeq, a predicted model, not a curated record